This is a messenger RNA of Talaromyces stipitatus ATCC 10500, 912 nucleotides long. RefSeq lists its product as uncharacterized. Bases 1 to 912 code for a protein of 303 amino acids. The record is from RefSeq and is a predicted model, not a curated record. The transcript is spliced from 2 exons. Lineage: Eukaryota; Fungi; Ascomycota; Eurotiomycetes; Eurotiales; Trichocomaceae.
AUGCCGAAAAUGGGCCACGAUCCCAGACCCGGUCUUGGAAUCUGUCUAGAUUGUCUCGUUGAGAUGCGUUCUGUCCUCGUCAACGCAGUCCUCAUCGGCUCUGCUCUGGCCUACCCAGGCUACUGGGCUGAACGCAGACAUUAUGGCACCGGCGUCCCCCCCCCCCUCUCAACCGGCGUCAAUCCUCCUCCUCCACCCCCAGUGACCAGCACCAUUACCUCCGUCACCCCUGCAACCACCACUACAACAGGUACAGGUGAAUGGAGCACCGCAACUCAAACCGAAACAAUCACCAAAACCACUUUUGUCCCUUGCUCAACUUCGGUCGGUACUCGCGGAUCAUCAACUGUAUGGUCAACAUGGUUGUCGUCGACGACUACCUGCUGGACUUCGACCUGGACUACCGUUGUACCUGUUACAACCUCCACAGCAACGGCAACCGUUGUCCCUGUCGCCCCCGGUGGUGGAAAUACGUGUCCGUUGCCGGUUACUACGACUCAUACUGAGACUACGACUGCAACUGUGACCGUGACCGCGCCUGCUAUUACUGUUACAGCUACAGCUCCAGCUCCCGGUGGUGGAGAGACGACCACUACAACAGUCGUUCCUCCCGCACCACCUGCAGAGGGUACCUCUACCGCAACCGUGACUGGAACUCAUACCGGAACUGCUACUCAUACCCACCCUGCCACUGCUACCGGAACCGAGACUGGGACUGCACCUGGUGGCGGUGCCCAGCCAACUACAUCUACCCUCACAACUACCACCACCGAACCAUGCACGACCACCACAACGACUAGCACCGGCAUCGUCGGUACUGGCGGUACUACCACUAGCACAUCAACCGGUCCCGUCGGCACGGGUGGAGUGACGGGUCACAAAUGGAGUAUGAGGAAGCCUCUCGUUCACUAA